GUAAACAAGAUGUGACACGGCAGCAGCUGGGGCCCAGGAUGCAGCAGUGACAGCCAGCAGAAAAAGAUUGAAGAAUCCUCGCACUCAGAAAAAAACAGCCUGUCAAUGAUGAUAACUUACAUCAGCUGGUUAAGCCCCCUGCUGUACCUUGGACACAAUCGGAGGCUGGAGGAAAGUGACCUGUACAGUGUUCUUCCAGAGGAUGGGUCUGAAAUACUGGGAGAGGAGCUGCAGAGAUUUUGGGACCGUGAAGUUAGAAAGGCCUCAAAGGAACUUCGGGAGCCAAAUCUCACCAAAGUCCUCAUUCAGUGCCACGGGAAGUCCUUUGCAGUGGCUGGGUUGUUUGUAUUUUCACUGGAGGCCAUUAAAACGAUCCAGCCACUUCUCAUGGGGGAAAUCAUCACGUACUUUGAGAAUUACGACCCAGAAGACGAGAGAAGUCUUCGCACGGCGUACGCUUACGCCGCUGCAAUGUCCCUCACCACUUUUGGACUGACUUUCUUUAGCCAUCUUUACUACUACCAUGUCCAAAGAAUAGGCAUGAAGAUUAGAAUUGCCAUGUGUCACAUGAUAUACAGAAAGGCUCUUUGUCUCAGCAGCGAAUCCAUAGGAAGAACCACCACCGGACAAAUUGUGAACCUCCUUUCAAAUGAUGUCAACCGUUUUGAUGAGAUUACACUCAAUCUGCACUACCUGUGGGUGGCACCUCUGCAAACCGUGGCGAUAAUCGGUUUCCUUUGGAAUGGGAUCGGAGUGUCGUGUCUGGCAGGUGUGGCUGUGAUUGUCCUCAUGAUGCCUGUGCAGGCCUGGUUUGGAAAGCUCUUUGGAAAGUUCAGGGGUAAAACAGCAAUCCUUACCGACAACAGAAUCCGCAUUAUGAACGAAGUGGUGUCCGGCAUCAGGAUCAUCAAAAUGUACGCCUGGGAAAAACCAUUCUCAGCUUUGGUUACCGAAGUCAGAAGGGAAGAAAUCAUUCAGAUUAUGCGUAGCUCCUACCUACGAGGACUCAACAUGGCCUCCUUCUUUGCCAGCAGUAAGAUCAUAGUCUUUGUUACCUUCACCCUCUACGCUCUCCUGGGCAACACCAUCACCGCCAGCGUUGUGUUUGUCACCGUGUCUCUCUACGGCACCAUCAAGCUCACACUCACCCUGUUCUUUCCCCUGGCCGUGGAGAAGUUGUCUGAGACUUUGGUCAGCAUUUGCAGGAUUAAGAGUUUCCUCCUGCUGGAAGAGGUUGACAGAAAAAACUUUGCUUUUGCUUUGGAGAAAAAGAAGGAAACCAAUAUUGAGAUUGAGAAGCUGAGCUGCUACUGGGAUAAGAGUUUGGAUGCUCCAUCUCUGCAGAACGUCUCCGUCAACGCGCAGUCAAACCAACUACUGGCUGUUAUCGGACAAGUCGGGUCAGGAAAGUCGUCCCUGCUGAGCGCUAUCCUGGGAGAGCUGCCUCACGACACCGGAACGCUAAGGGUCAGAGGGCAGCUCGCCUACGCGUCCCAGCAGCCCUGGGUGUUCCCCGGAACCAUCCGCAGUAACAUCCUGUUCGGGAGAGAGCUGAACCUCCAGAGGUACGAGAGAGUCAUCGCAGCCUGCGCUCUGAAGAAGGACUUGGAGCUGCUCCCAGACGGAGACCAGACACCGAUCGGGGACAAAGGAGCCACGCUUAGCGGCGGACAGAAAACUCGAAUCAGCCUGGCACGGGCUGUGUAUCAGGAAGCAGACAUCUACCUCUUGGAUGAUCCUUUAAGUGCUGUUGAUGCUGAGGUUGGGAAAUACCUUUUUGAACAGUGCAUCUGCGGUCUGCUGAAGAACAAGUGUCGUAUCCUGGUUACCCACCAGAUGCAACAUCUAAGGGGGGCCGACCAGAUCCUCGUCCUCAGGGAGGGUCAUAUCAUGGCCCAGGGCACCUACAAUGAGCUGCAGCGUUCCGGCCUAGACAUCGCGUCCAUGCUGAGAAGCGAGGAGGAGCCGGAGCAGCGGUCUCCAUCGGCCGAGCCAGACAAGCUGUCGUUACACAGCCAGAGGACCAAUCGCUCACACUGUUCUCACAGCAGCCUCCUCCCGCCUGAGAGCAACUGCAAGCUUCCUGUCGAAGCAGUUCGUUCCAUGUCAGAGGAGACUCGAGUCGUAGGAAACGUCAGCCGCCACAUUUACCUCAAGUACUUCACUGCAGGCGGUCAUGUUCUGCUCUUGUUGGCUAUAGUCCUGCUCAGUGUCAUAGCUGAGGUUGCAUAUAUUGGGCAGGACUGGUGGCUGGUAUACUGGGCCAGAGGAGGACAUGAGUUUUUCAACAGCACAACCAGUGAUGUCACUGUAAAAAAUAACGCUCACAACGUGACUCUCAUAGAUCGAGAGUCGAGUCUCACAUUUUACCUGGGCAUUUAUUCAGGUUUUACAGCAGCUGCAGUCAUCUUCGGCUACGCCAGGAGUUUAGUCAUCUUUCAUCGGUUGGUGCGCUCGGCACAGAGACUCCACAACAGCAUGUUUGGCGCCAUUCUUCGCACGCCCGUUCACUUCUUUGACGUCAACCCCAUCGGAAGAAUUCUUAACAGGUUCUCCAAAGACAUCGGCCUGAUGGACUCCAUGUUACCACUCACCUUUGUGGACUUUUAUCAAUUAUUUUUACAGAAUGUCGGCGUGGUUGCAGUGGCCGCCUCAGUCAUUCCUCACAUACUCAUCGCUGUCAUUCCUCUGCUCUUUAUCUUCCUGUACCUGCGGCGUUUCUACCUCAACACUUCACGAGACAUCAAACGUCUGGAGUCCAUAUCUAGGAGUCCAGUCUUCUCCCAUCUGUCUUCGUCUCUUCAGGGUCUGUGGACGAUCAGAGCCUUCAGAGCCGAGGAAAGACUGAAGAAAGCCUUCGAUGCAUAUCAGGACACACAUUCAGAGGCGUGGUUUCUGUUCCUGAUGACCUCCCGCUGGUUUGCACUGCGCCUGGACAGCAUUUGCUCCAUAUUUCUCACCACUGCAACAUUUGGCUGCCUCUUACUCAGAGACGGGCUGGAGGCUGGAGAGGUGGGGCUGAUGCUGACCUAUGCUGUCACACUGGUAGGAAACUUCCAGUGGACGGUGAGGCAGAGCGCCGAGUUGGAGAACAUGAUGACAUCAGUGGAGAGAGUAGUGGAGUACACAGAGCUAAAGAGCGAAGCCCCCUGGGAAACCGAGAAGCGUCCUCCUCCCGAUUGGCCGAACCGAGGCCUGUUGACCUUCGACCGCGUAAACCUGUCCUAUGGCCCCGACGGACCGCUGGUCCUCAAAGACAUCAGCGCCACCUUCCGACCCAGCGAGAAGGUCGGCAUUGUGGGGAGGACGGGAGCGGGGAAGAGCUCCCUGGUGUCGGCUCUGUUCCGUCUGGCCGAGCCACAGGGAAAGAUCUACAUCGACGGCGUUCUCACCUCUGAGAUCGGCCUCCACGACCUGCGCCGGAAGAUGUCCAUCAUUCCUCAGGACCCCGUGCUGUUUACCGACACCGUGAGAAAGAACCUGGACCCUUUCGACCAACACACCGACGAAGCCCUGUGGAUAGCGCUGGACGAGGUGCAGCUGAAGUGCGUGGUGGAGGAGCUGCCCGGGAAGCUGGAGACGGUUCUGGCCGAGUCGGGCUCCAACUUCAGCGUGGGCCAGAGGCAGCUGGUGUGUCUGGCCAGGGCCGUCCUGAGGAAGAACCGUAUCCUCGUCGUCGACGAAGCCACGGCCAACGUGGACCCCAGAACAGAUGAGCUGAUCCAGAAAACCAUACGAGAUAAGUUCAGAGAAUGCACCGUGCUGACAAUCGCUCAUCGACUCAAUACCAUCAUAGACAGCGACCGCAUACUGGUACUGGACAGCGGAGGCAUCCAGGAGUUGGACCGUCCCUUCACUCUGCUGCAAACGGAAGGGGCUUUCUACAAGAUGGUGCAACAGACCGGCCCGACGGAGGCGGCGGCCCUGCUGGAGUCGGCAAGAAAGGCGACGUGCGAUACGCACGACUAACGUCUGAAAAGUGGAUCGGGAGUAAGUGUCAUUUCUGUUUUAAGACUUGGAAGAUGCAAAUCUGUGACAAAAGCUACUUAAGUUAUGGAAACAGUGAAAAACGUCAAUCGGCAUCAUUUUUGUACGAUUCUUUUAUUCUUGUCAGAAAUGUUGAAUUGCAUAAGAUAACAAGCCAUCACGGCAUACAGUAUUUGAAAAAAACCAAAUGUACAAGUGGAAAGAAUGGGUUUAACAUGUAGAUUUGAACAAUGAAUUGCAUGUAACUCAACACAGUCCACCUCUGUUCAAAUAAAGUCAAUAUAACAGGAAUAUGUAUAAUGUGAUUAUCAUUCAUCUUAUGCAAUAAGACGUAUCUGAACAAAGGCAACUUUGGAUAGUGUUCUGUUGUAAUGUGUGGACAAAAGGAAGGAAGGAAGGAAGGAAGGAAGGACCAUAUUAGGGUAUUAGGGUCACUGGGUGUGGGCGUGGUCAAUCAAUCAGUGGUGAUAGCGUACAGCUGUGGAGAGUCGUCCCUACAUAAGGCGUUUUCAGAGUGAAAGCACAGGGUGCUUUCACUCGGCGGAAGUUUGGAACAAACCAGAAAGCGGCAUUGCGUAAAGGCACGUCGACCGAACGACAUCUUCCUUUUCACUCUGCUCCCUGAGGCAAGCCAGCAAGCAAGGAAGGACACCGAACGAGGCUAACCUAUUGUCCAUGUGGCAUCUCUCACUCUUGGCGCUUGGGUACAACCUGAUCGUAAGUUCCCCUCAAAUUGUUUUUUACAACAAAUGGCUCAUUUCAAUCCCACCAGCUUUUAAAUGAAUGUUUUGCUUUUCUAACAUUGUAAAUCUCACUCGGUCACUUUUUGCAAAGACAAAAGUCUUGCGCCUUGAUGCACCCAAUCCUAGAUUACAGCCUCACCUGUGCUCAAUCAUUCAAUUAGUGGUGUAUUAGCAAGACAACAGGUCAAUACUUGUACCGCUUUUGGGAUGUCACAAGUGUUAGCAAACCACAUCUUAGUUGGACACGCCAGGUCACCUUCACCUGGCACACACAAAAUGCCAAACCACUAGUAUAAAUAGCCUGGCGUCAAUAGUUUUCCUUGUUGUAUGCCGUGUUCAUUGCAUCUUCAUUAAAGAUCCCAGUUGGCUGUUCCGCUUCUUCUGUUCUCGGUCUCUUACUUUAAAAGUUACUAAAGUUAACUUAUCCAGGAAUUAUCUUACAGUGUGUGUGUGUGU
Scomber scombrus (Atlantic mackerel) is the source of this 5186-nucleotide messenger RNA. Its product is annotated as ATP-binding cassette sub-family C member 4-like. Lineage: Eukaryota; Metazoa; Chordata; Actinopteri; Scombriformes; Scombridae. The coding region runs from base 106 to 3969 and encodes 1287 amino acids. Gene Ontology annotation, biological process: transmembrane transport. Gene Ontology annotation, cellular component: plasma membrane. The record is from RefSeq and is a predicted model, not a curated record. The transcript has 30 exons. Gene Ontology annotation, molecular function: ABC-type transporter activity; ATP hydrolysis activity; ATP binding.